Messenger RNA from Saxophila tyrrhenica, 2460 nucleotides. RefSeq names its product cysteinyl-tRNA synthetase (gene CYR1). The coding region runs from base 1 to 2460 and encodes 819 amino acids. The record is from RefSeq and is a predicted model, not a curated record. Gene Ontology annotation, molecular function: ATP binding; cysteine-tRNA ligase activity. The transcript is spliced from 2 exons. Gene Ontology annotation, biological process: cysteinyl-tRNA aminoacylation. Gene Ontology annotation, cellular component: cytoplasm. Lineage: Eukaryota; Fungi; Ascomycota; Dothideomycetes; Mycosphaerellales; Extremaceae.
AUGGCGGCGGUACAGCAACCGCCAUGGAGCGCUCCUCAGUCCGAUAGCAUCGACCCGAAAGCGCCCAACAUUCGAGUGUACAACAGUCUCACCCGUACCAAGACGCCCUUCUACCCGCUGAAGCCCAAGAAAGUCAGCUGGUAUGCCUGCGGGCCAACAGUCUACGAUGAUGCUCAUCUCGGGCAUGCGAGAAACUACGUCUCUCAAGACAUCAUACGCCGAAUACUCAAGGAUUACUUCCACUUCGACGUCAACUUUGUCAUGAACAUCACAGAUGUCGAUGACAAGAUCAUCCUUGCAGCUCGACAACAGCAUCUUCUGGCCGAGUGGCUAAAAGAGCAUCGGAAAGCACGCGAGCAGGAGGAUGGGGUUUCGAACGGGGUGGAAAAGGCCAUCUCGUCAGAAAUUCGGCAGACAACGGCAGAGGCACUGAAUGCAUAUGCACAGAAGAAUCUACCUUUGCUGGACUCGCAGGUGGCUCCAGAGCAGUUUGGUGAGGAAGCGGACAAGAAAUAUGGCCACGUCAUGAAGGGCAAGAGCGUUACGGACGACGGCACUCCGCCAGGAGACAAAGAGGCCAAGGUCAAGAUGCACCUCACCAUUGCUCGAACCGCAGCAGAAGCCCAGCUGCUUCCCGAUCCCUCCCUCGAAGACUAUGUAUCGAGAACCACGGGUGUUCUGUUACCCUACAUCGACUCACUGCGGUCGUCAACGGUGAAAGGCAACGACCACGGCAUCUUUACGAUUCUCACCAAGCGGCACGAAGAGCGUUUCUUCGAAGACAUGAAGGCGCUCAAUGUUCGAUACCCGGACAAAGUCACUCGCGUCACUGAAUACGGCCCUCAAAUUGUGGACUUCGUGAAGCGCAUACAGGAUAACGGGUUUGCGUACGAGCACGAAGGCAGCGUCUACUACGACAUCGGCGCUUGGGAGUCAAAGGGCGGCUAUUACGCGCGUCUGGAGCCCUGGAACCGCAACGACAAGGAGAUGCUGGCUGAUGGCGAGGGCGCUUUGGUCGCCAAGAACACCGGGUUCAAGCGUUCGGCUGCUGACUUUGCGCUUUGGAAGGCCAGCAAACCAGGCGAACCGAGUUGGCCAAGCCCGUGGGGUGAGGGCAGACCAGGAUGGCAUAUCGAGUGCAGUGCCAUGGCAUCAGACGUCUUGGGCAAGCAAUUCGACAUUCAUUCUGGCGGCAUUGAUCUGGCGUUCCCGCAUCACGACAACGAGCUUGCGCAGUCGGAAGCGUACUGGUGCAAUCGUUCUGACUCCCACGUUGGCCACCAAUGGGUCAACUACUUCCUACACACUGGCCACCUAUCGAUCUCUGGAGCGAAGAUGUCGAAAUCGCUGAAGAACUUCACUACCAUUAGGCAAGCACUGUCAGAGGGUGCAUGGACGCCGCGUGGGCUUCGCAUCGUCUUCCUCCUCGGCAACUGGAAGGACGGUUUAGAGAUUACUCCUGACCUUGUCAAAGCUGGCUUGGCCUGGGAGGAGCGUGUCAACAACUUCUUUCUCAAGGUUCGAGAUCUCCAGUCCCGACAGCCACACAUCAACGGCAACGGCAACGGCAACUCCGUCGCGUCACAGAAGACGGAGAUGGAUCUCCGACUAGACGAAGCCCAAGCAAAGUUUGGUGACGCUCUUUCCGACUCUUUCGACACACCAUCAGCAAUGCGCGUCAUAACUGAACUCAUCACCGCGUACAACUCCACACCUGACAAGCAAAUAGCGCUGUCUACAAGCACCUCCCUUGCGAGCUGGAUCACCAAAAUGGUGCACAUGUUUGGCCUCGACUCGCAACCAUCACCGCCCACCGGCCAAGUCGGAUGGUCCGGCAACGACAUACCCGAAAAAGCCAAGCCGUUCAUUCUACCUCUAGCUCGCCUACGCGACCGCGUGAGAGAGCAAGCGAUAGCGGGCAGGAUCAACCUCACCGCCUUAGGUAAGAUGGAAGAUGUGGACACGACCUUUGGUGCCAACCAGCCGUACGCCAAUGCGAACGCCGACUUCCAGCGCACGGUUGUGGGCCUACACAAGAAGGGUGCACCGCCAAAGGACUACCUCGCCGCCUGCGACGAUCUCCGCGAUCGCGUACUCUGGAACCUAGACAUCUACCUCGAGGACCGCGAGGGUCUGCCAUCCCUCGUCCGGCCACUCUCCCAAUCCCUGCGACAAGAGAAGGCAGACCGGGAAGCAGUGGCCGCAUCAAAAACCGCUGCAAAGGAGAAGGCGAAGGCUGAUGCCGCUGCAGCGGAGCGAGAGAAGCUGGAGAAGGGCAAACUGAAUCCCGUCGAAAUGUUCAAGGCGGAUGAGGAGUUCUCCGAGUGGGAUGAGGAGGGGUUGCCGACCAAGGAUGCUAGUGGUGAGCCGUUGGCGAAGUCGAGAGUGAAAAAACUCAAGAAGGACUGGGAGAGGCAGAAGAAGCUGCACGAGGCCUAUCUGGCGAGUGGGAGACAAUAG